AUGGAAGAAUUUGGCGAGAAGUUUUACGCGUAUGUGACGCCAUGCAUAAUCCUCAUAGGGCUUUUUGGUAACUCUCUCUCCCUAAGAGUUUUUCUGUCGAAGAACCUACGAAGCAUGUCUGCUAGUAGAUAUCUUGCCGCCUUAUCUACAGCAGAUCUCUGCACGUUGGUGUUUUAUGUGUUUUGUGAAUGGUUAAGGAGAGGAGUCUCAGUUAUAUUUCCGGAAUUUGAGAUAUCCUUCUUUGAAUUUCGCGGAGUAUGCCAAACUUGGAAUUACAUUCAUUACACUUUCAGAUUAAUUUCAUCGUGGUUAAUUGUAGCCUUUACUUGUGAGAGAUUUAUUGGAGUUUGCAUGCCAAUGCGACGAAGAAAUUUAGGUUCUUUAAAGGAUACAUCGCGGAUAAUCUGUGGAAUUUGUUUUGUUUCGGGAUUAGUUGCACUGUAUAAACCAAUAAUGAGUGAUGUUCAAAAUUUUAGGGGAAAACAAACAUGUGCAAGGAACUCUGAAUUCGCUUCCGAGUCGUUCGUUUUAGAUAUUGCGUACGCUAUUCUCAUUGCAAUGGUGCCGUUCUUAAUUAUAACUACCCUUAACAUUUUAAUCAUCAGGAAACUCUUAAAACGGCAAAGAAGCUUAAGAUACAAUUUUAUCAACACAGAAUGCCACAUUCGACUCGAAUUUACCCUUAUCCUGUUGGCAAUUUCAUUUUUCUUCAUAGCCUUUAACCUGCCGUAUUUUGUGAUUUGGGUCAAGCAAUAUAUAGAAACCUAUAUGAAUUCAAAAUCGAGCGACAUGGAACUUGAGGACAUUCAAUCUUUCCAAUACUGGAGGGGCGUGCUUCUUAUUACACGAACCAUAUUUUACAUGAACUAUUGCAUUAACUUCUUUUUAUACAGUGUUACCGGUGCCUAUUUUAGGCGGGAACUAAGAAUGUUGUUCUUUGGAUCACAUGAUCGAUCAAGAUAUGAAGAGUGUAAUAGAACAGCCACGGGAACAAACAAUAAAAAUUUUCUUCUUUUACACUACUGGUUUGUGAAUGACAGGAGGAAUUACUGGUUUGUGAAUGACAGGAGGAACUACUGGUUUGUGAAUGACAGGAGGAACUACUGGUUUGUGAAUGACAGGAGGAAUUACUGGUUUGUGAAUGACAGGAGGAAUUACUGGUUUGUGAAUGACAGGAGGAAUUACUGGUUUGUGAAUGACAGGAGGAAUUACUGGUUUGUGAAUGACAGGAGGAAUUAA
This is a messenger RNA of Mya arenaria, 1239 nucleotides long. RefSeq names its product type-1 angiotensin II receptor-like. Gene Ontology annotation, biological process: G protein-coupled receptor signaling pathway. NCBI's taxonomy places the organism in Eukaryota, Metazoa, Mollusca, Bivalvia, Myida, Myidae. The record is from RefSeq and is a predicted model, not a curated record. The transcript has 2 exons. Gene Ontology annotation, cellular component: plasma membrane. Gene Ontology annotation, molecular function: G protein-coupled receptor activity. The coding region runs from base 1 to 1239 and encodes 412 amino acids.